This is a messenger RNA of Diplodia corticola, 2667 nucleotides long. RefSeq names its product cmgc cdk crk7 protein kinase. The record is from RefSeq and is a predicted model, not a curated record. Gene Ontology annotation, molecular function: RNA polymerase II CTD heptapeptide repeat kinase activity; ATP binding; cyclin-dependent protein serine/threonine kinase activity. The coding region runs from base 1 to 2667 and encodes 888 amino acids. Gene Ontology annotation, cellular component: nucleus; cyclin/CDK positive transcription elongation factor complex. Gene Ontology annotation, biological process: protein phosphorylation; transcription elongation by RNA polymerase II; positive regulation of transcription elongation by RNA polymerase II. NCBI's taxonomy places the organism in Eukaryota, Fungi, Ascomycota, Dothideomycetes, Botryosphaeriales, Botryosphaeriaceae. The transcript is spliced from 2 exons.
AUGCGUGACGGAUAUCCAAACCAAGGGAGACCGCCGCGGCCUCCCGUGGACACGCGAAGCUACUCACACACCCCGCCGUACGCAACUCCAAAUCAUGUUUCUCCGCAGUCACAAUCGCCGUAUCCUGGAGGCAGAGGGGGCGGCUGGGGCGGCCAACAACCGUACUAUGGGAGCCAUCACGGGUCCCCACCUCAUAGCUAUUCCCCAAACCAAUCACCCUAUCAUCCAAGCCACCCGCCAUCGCAAGCAUCAUACUACCAACAACCUUAUAACGGACCUCCAUCAGGCUACCCAAGCCAGCCUCCGCCGUCUUAUCGUGGAGGCCAUGGCAGCUACCGUGGGAAUCACUACAACUCGAGUGACCGCCGCUACCCGCCGUCAAGCUCAUCGUAUUCGCAACCAACGCCAGCUAUCGGACGCGGUCGCGGCCACUACAGCAAUCUUUCCUGGACACCAGCUACCGGCAGCCGUGGAGGACGUGCUCCAAUUGACAAGCAUCGCAGUCUUCUUGCCCCUCUUGUAGGCCAACAGCAGGGUAGUCAAUCCCAAUCGCCUGUUCCUGAACAAAGUCAGUCAUCAGUUGACGAAGACGACAAUCCUUUUCGUCCGUCGAAGGACUUGCGUGUCGAGGACCAAGGCCCAACGGAGAGGGAAAAGGAGAAGGAGAAGGAGAAAGAGAAGGACGAGCCUCAGCCGAAGCCUCCCGCUCCUGACGCUUCACAAAGCUCUUCGGGCCCAAAGAUAAGCUUUGCACUCAAAUCAAAGGCAGCUCCGUCAGUAUCCUCUGCGCCGAAAGCCGACCUGUCCGCCAAACCUCGCGAACCCUCCGUUCUCGAGACUGCAGCGGUCAAAGCGCGACCGAUUCCCGCACACCCCACGCCACCCAAACCGAGACUCGACUCUCGCAGCGACCGCCGCUAUGAUGCUCCAUAUGAUCGCAGGUCCGACUACCGAGCGGAUGAUCGUCGGUCUGAUUACAAGUAUGAUGACCGGAGAGACUAUAGAUACUCUGAUCGUGACGACAGGGAUAGACGGCCGGAUUACAGGAGACCGGAUGAUCGAAGACACGAUGACAGGAGGCCUGAUGAUAGGAGAAUAGAUGAUAGGCGACUGGGCGACAGAAGAUUAGAUGACAGGCGGCUGGACGACAGGCGGCUAGACGACAGGCGAGGAGAUGAUCGGAGACUAGAUGACCGGAGACCGGAGGACCGGAGGCUGGAUGACAGAAGACCAGACUAUCGGGGGGACGACGACCGGAGAGGCGACUACGACGAUCGUCGGUCAGACUCUGGAGCGUCUGCUUUCCGACCAACAGACUUCAGAGUGUCUGAUUACCGGCCCUCUGAUGCAAGACGGCGACCUGAACCGAAGCAAGCACUGCGCAAAGAGAAGAGGAUCAUGAAGCGGCCCAAAUCGAAGCCAACUCUCACAGCAGAAUUCGCCGCUUCAGACUCGGUCUACUACAGGAAACCCGGUAAUGAGUCCGUCGUCGGAUCGGGAACGUACGGAAAGGUGUUCAAAGCGAUCCACGUGUACACCAACAGCAAGGUUGCUCUGAAGAAAAUCAGGAUGGAAGGCGAACGGGAUGGCUUCCCGGUCACUGCCAUCCGUGAGAUCAAGCUGCUCCAAUCUCUCAACCAUGACAGUAUUGUCAAGCUUCAAGAGGUCAUGGUGGAGAAGAACGAUUGCUUCAUGGUUUUCGAAUAUCUCUCCCACGACCUGACCGGCCUCCUCAAUCAUCCCUCUUUCAAACUCGAGCAUUCCCACAAGAAAGAUCUGGCCAAACAGCUUUUCGAGGGUCUUGACUACCUCCACCGCCGAGGCGUCCUUCAUCGAGACAUCAAGGCUGCAAAUAUCUUAGUCAGCAACACCGGCCAAUUGAAGCUGGCAGAUUUUGGCCUCGCCAGAUUCUACGCCAAGCGGAAGAAGCUCGACUACACGAACCGCGUCAUCACCAUCUGGUACCGCUCCCCGGAGCUUCUGCUCGGCGAGACGCAGUACGGACCAGCGGUGGACAUAUGGUCCGCGUCUUGCGUGCUCAUGGAGAUUUUCACCAAGCAUGCAAUCUUUCCCGGAGACGGCGGCGAGAUCAACCAGCUCGAGAAGAUCUACAACGUGCUCGGCACGCCUACGCGAGCCGAAUGGCCGGGCAUCGUCGACAUGCAGUGGUUCGAGUUGCUGCGGCCGUCGGAAAAGAAGCCGAGCACCUUCGCGGAGAAGUACAAAGAACGGGUCACGCCGGCGGCUUUCGACCUGCUGUCCGCCAUGUUCCUGUUCGACCCGGCGGCCAGGCCGAGCGCGAGCGACGUGCUGGAGCACCCGUACUUCACGACGGAAGAGCCCCCGCCGAGGCGCGCCACGGAGCUGGAGGACCUGCAGGGCGAUUGGCACGAGUUCGAGAGCAAGGCCCUUCGCAAGGAGAAGGAGAGGAUGGACAAGGAGGCGCGCAGGGCUGCGAGAGAGGACGAGCGGAGAAGAGCGGGUGAGGGGGAGAAGAGGAGAGCCGGCGAGAGCAGCGUUGCCGACGCGGAGGGGAGGGAGGCGAAGCGGGUGAAGCAACAUGGCGGGGAGAGCGUGGCGAGCGCUGGAGGUACGGGCAGUGGCCCCGCCCCCACGAGCACUGGCGGGGGCGACCCGAUGGAAGUGGAGAAAGGGAGCCAAGGUUAG